This is a messenger RNA of Ctenocephalides felis (cat flea), 957 nucleotides long. Its product is annotated as N-alpha-acetyltransferase 35, NatC auxiliary subunit-like. Gene Ontology annotation, cellular component: NatC complex. NCBI's taxonomy places the organism in Eukaryota, Metazoa, Arthropoda, Insecta, Siphonaptera, Pulicidae. The record is from RefSeq and is a predicted model, not a curated record. Gene Ontology annotation, biological process: N-terminal peptidyl-methionine acetylation.
UCAUUUUUUAAUUAUUGCGCACGACCAUUUGCAAAUCUCCUGCAAUUAUGUGGACACAAUAGAGCCCGUCAAAGAGAUAAACUAGCUAGAUUAAUAAAAGAAUUUUCUUCUAUUCAUGAUGAGGCUGAACGUGUUGAUGCUUUUUUACAUCCUUUGACCAUUCAUCAUGACGUAGGUAAAACACAUUUAGCAUGUUUAGCUACUUGGAUAUUAUAUCACUGUUUUAGGGUCAUAGCUAUGUAUCUCCUGUCAGGAUUGGAACUCGAAUUAUAUAGUGUACAUGAAUAUCAUUACAUAUUCUGGUAUCUUUAUGAAUUUUUAUAUGGAUGGCUGGUGUCUGCUUUGAGUCGAGCUGACAAUUACUUGAGUGAACAAUUAUCAGCAGAAGCAUUACGAGCUGCCAAAGGUAGUCGCAAAAAGCCAAGAAAAGAAACUAGAUCUUAUGGAAGGGAAAUUAUAAUGUAUCAAGCUAUGCAAAAUAUGUGUGGAGGAUAUUAUAAGGCGUUAUUAGGGCUGCAAGUCGAAGGUCGAUUGCCUACACCUAAAUCUCCGUUCGAUAGUGAACGAGUUCGUUACGAGCACCGUAUGGCUCCUUUGGCCCUGCUCGGAACACCACCACCUGUGCACUACGCAGAAUUUCGUGAGAUGAGAUCACAGCAACUGGCUGCAGCAGCUGCUAGAAGAUCAUUUAACGCAGCUGCAAGCGGAAACGCUGCUUGCGAGGUAGCAGACCAAGCAUCUGAAUUGUAUGCAAGUGCGGUAAAACAUUUUCAUCAAGCCAGGUCACUUUUGGAAACGAUUACGACACCCGAUAAUGAGGUCACAGACAUACUAAAAGUUGCCAAAACGAAUUUCAUUGUAGUAAAACUGCUCGCAGAUGGUCACAAAAGGGACAAAAAUCCACCGGAAUUUGAUUUUUCGAUGCACCGCCAUUUACCAAUUAUAAAAUUAAUUUGA